Parathielavia appendiculata is the source of this 909-nucleotide messenger RNA. RefSeq lists its product as uncharacterized. The transcript is spliced from 2 exons. Bases 163 to 588 code for a protein of 141 amino acids. The record is from RefSeq and is a predicted model, not a curated record. Lineage: Eukaryota; Fungi; Ascomycota; Sordariomycetes; Sordariales; Chaetomiaceae.
GCCCAGCAGCGGUUUUACGCUGAAGAGCUGAUGGUUGGCCACCCCGAUUGCUCGGAAGUAGCGUUCAAACAACCGCUGCUCCGGUAGUGCCCUCUUGAUUUGAGCUCCAUCUCAUGGAUUGCCCGGCUGGACGGGGGACUGGACGGGCUCGCUUUGAAGGCCAUGUUCUGGGACACCAAGCCACCUCCGCAGAGCUGGUUCAUGUACUAUGCCGCCCAGCUGGGGGUGGGGGGAAGGCGGGCGGGCUUGAAUGCUGCACUCCUCCAGAAAAUCGCGGCUGCUGUUAGUCACGACACGAAGCUGCCCAUUCGAGUCCACGCGCAGCCGUCCACCUACGAGGACGCCAUGGACAACCUACUUGCGUUCUCCGACGAGGGCCGCCAGCGGCAGCAGGUGAAGGAUUCCGACGCUGAAACGGUCUCAUCGAUUCCGCGCAUGAAGAAGCGCUUCGGCUGGUUGAAGAUCGACGGCGGAUAUCUUUGCAGCAGCCUGCCUGGAGCAGUACGUCCCGUACCCGUGAGGCUGCGCACGUGCGGCGACCGAGAGAUACUUCCGCAUUCUCAGUACUUCGCAACCGUAUAUGAGUAAAUUCCCGAAGGCGACAGCGAUCCAGGCCAGAUGCAACUGGUGCUGAAAUUUUUCUGGCGAGCUGGGUUCGAAUUACCCAGUCGCUUCGGAAGGAGAACUGGAAAAGUGGAAUCCUUGUGGAUUAUUCCAAUAUCAUCUCUGCCAUUGGAUUCUUCUGGCACAAUAAUGGUUACCACAGGGUUGUGCCAGUCGGGGGUUCUUAGGUCCGCCACCGCCGCCGCCGCAUAGUCACAGAGUGAUUCUGACACCCCAUCGUCCGCCUCUCCAUCCCCGUGCGCCUCGUCGCCCUCUUUCUCCUCCUCUGACACCGAGGAAGGCGAA